AUGACUCAGAACUGCAGGGCACUGAAGCAACACUUGGAAGACCUGAUGGCAGCUGGACACCUAAGAGAAUACAUUGAUCAGGAUAAGGAAGUGGCCGAGUUGGGGAACCCACCUCCAGACGCACUGAAGGAAGAGAUCGCUAAGGCUGCGCAAAUUCAGCGAAUCAUGUCAGUGGAGCCGGUAUCGAAAAAGGUGCGUACAGUACCUAAAUCCCCCUUGUGCACUGUUUCAUUUACUAGCAAAGAUUUAGAAGGCAUACAGCACCAACAUACUGAUGCAUUGAUUAUAACUGUUGGGAUUGGGAAACGAUUUGAUGUAAAACGAGUCCUAGUAGAUCAGGGCAGUACGGCAGACAUACUGUAUUAUGAUUUGUUCAGAAAGCUCGACCUCUCCGAGUAG
Messenger RNA from Camellia sinensis, 399 nucleotides. Lineage: Eukaryota; Viridiplantae; Streptophyta; Magnoliopsida; Ericales; Theaceae. The record is from RefSeq and is a predicted model, not a curated record.